UUGGGGAGCCUGCGCGCCGAGCCGAGCGGAGCCGCGGAGGGAGGGAUGGGGAGCGGGCCGCCCGGGCUGCAGCUGCACCGGCGCGGGGCGUAGGCGGGUCGAGCCGGCGGGAGCAGGCGCUAGGGCGAGAAGUGAGCGGCGCAGGAGUACUUUGCGAUAGGAUGAGGCUCCUGGCUGGCGCGCGAUAGUACUAUGAUUUGGUAUGUGGCCACUUUGAUAGCAAGUGUGAUCAGCACCCGAGGUCUGGCAGCUCAAGUUGCCCACGGCCUGCGAGAGGAGCCCGAGUUUGUGACAGCGCGAGCUGGCGAGGCCGUGGUUCUGCGAUGCGACGUGAUCCACCCGGUGACAGGGCAGCCCCCGCCCUAUGUUGUGGAGUGGUUCAAGUUCGGGGUGCCCAUCCCCAUCUUCAUCAAGUUUGGCUACUACCCACCCCAUGUGGACCCUGAGUAUGCAGGCCGAGCGAGUCUUCACGACAAAGCUUCGCUGCGGCUGGAGCAGGUUCGCUCCGAGGACCAGGGCUGGUACGAGUGCAAAGUGCUCAUGCUGGACCAGCAGUAUGACACCUUCCACAACGGCAGCUGGGUGCACCUCACCAUCAACGCUCCCCCAACCUUUACAGAAACACCCCCCCAGUACAUUGAGGCCAAGGAGGGGGGCAGUGUCACCAUGACCUGCACAGCUUUUGGGAACCCCAAGCCGAUUGUCACCUGGCUCAAGGAGGGGACACUCCUAGGUGCUAGUGGGAAAUACCAGGUGAGUGACGGGAGCCUGACGGUGACGUCAGUCAGUCGGGAGGACAGAGGUGCCUACACCUGUCGCGCAUACAGCAUCCAGGGAGAGGCGGUCCAUACCACCCACCUGCUUGUGCAAGGGCCUCCCUUCAUAGUGUCCCCUCCUGAGAACAUCACUGUCAACAUAUCCCAGGAUGCUCUGCUUACCUGCCGGGCGGAGGCGUAUCCCGGCAACCUCACUUACACCUGGUACUGGCAGGAUGAGAAUGUCUACUUUCAGAAUGACCUGAAGCUGAGAGUGCGGAUCCUUAUCGACGGCACCCUGAUCAUCUUCCGGGUGAAGCCCGAGGAUGCGGGGAAGUACACCUGCGUCCCUAGCAACAGCCUGGGGCGCUCCCCCUCGGCCUCCGCCUACCUGACUGUGCAGUACCCAGCCCGUGUCCUCAACAUGCCCCCUGUAAUCUAUGUGCCCGUGGGAAUUCAUGGCUAUAUCCGCUGCCCCGUGGACGCAGAGCCGCCGGCCACCGUGGUCAAGUGGAACAAGGACGGCCGCCCCCUGCAGGUCGAGAAGAAUCUCGGUUGGACCCUGAUGGAGGACGGCUCCAUCCGCAUCGAGGAGGCCACAGAAGAGGCCCUUGGCACCUACACCUGUGUGCCUUACAACACCUUGGGGACCAUGGGCCAGUCUGCUCCCGCGCGGCUCGUCCUGAAGGACCCCCCGUACUUCACGGUGCUACCAGGCUGGGAGUACAGGCAGGAGGCCGGCCGGGAGCUCCUGAUCCCCUGUGCUGCUGCAGGGGACCCCUUCCCUGUCAUCACCUGGAGAAAGGUAGGGAAGCCCAGCAGAAGCAAGCACAGUGCCCUGCCCAGCGGGAGCCUCCAGUUUCGAGCCCUGAGCAAGGAGGACCACGGCGAGUGGGAGUGCAUCGCCACCAACGUGGUCACCAGCAUCACUGCCAGCACCCACCUGACCGUCAUCGGCACCAGCCCCCACGCCCCAGGCGGAGUCCGGGUCCAGGUCUCCAUGACAACUGCCAACGUGUCCUGGGAGCCCGGCUACGAUGGAGGAUUCGAGCAGACAUUCUCAGUUUGGUACGGACCUCUGAUGAAGCGGGCGCAGUUUGGACCUCAUGACUGGCUGUCUCUGUCAGUGCCCCCGGGACCCAACUGGCUGCUCGUGGAUGCCCUGGAGCCCGAGACGGCGUACCAGUUCAGCGUCCUGGCCCAGAACAGGCUGGGGACGAGCGCCUUCAGUGAGGUGGUCACUGUGAACACUUUAGCAUUCCCCAUCACAACCCCAGAACCCCUGGUGCUGGUUACCCCACCGCGGUGCCUCACAGCCAAUCGGACCCAGCAGGGCGUGCUGCUGUCCUGGCUGCCACCUGCCAACCACAGCUUCCCCAUCGACCGCUACGUCAUGGAGUUCCGUGUCGGAGAGCGCUGGGAGAUGCUAGACGAUGCCAUCCCAGGCACCGAUGGAGACUUCUUUGCCAAGGAUCUGUCCCAGGACACCUGGUAUGAGUUCCGGGUUUUGGCCGUCAUGCAGGACCUGGUCAGCGAGCCCAGCAACAUUGCCGGCGUCUCCAGCACAGACAUCUUCCCCCAGCCGGACCUGACGGAUGACGGCCUGGCGCGGCCCGUGCUGGCUGGCAUCGUAGCCACCAUCUGCUUCCUGGCGGCCGCCAUCCUCUUCAGCACCCUGGCCGCCUGCUUUGUCAACAAGCAGCGCAAGCGUAAGCUCAAGCGCAAAAAAGACCCUCCGCUCUCCAUCACUCACUGCAGGAAGAGCCUGGAGUCCCCCCUGUCCUCGGGCAAGGUGAGCCCAGAGAGCAUCCGAACGCUCCGGCCCCCCUCCGAGUCCUCUGACGACCAGGGCCAGCCCUCAGCCAAGAGGAUGCUGAGCCCCAGCCGGGAGAAGGAGCUCUCCUUGUACAAGAAGACCAAGAGGGCCAUCAGCAGCAAGAAGUACAGCGUGGCCAAGGCGGAGGCCGAGGCCGAGGCCACGACGCCCAUCGAGCUCAUCAGCAGAGGCCCCGACGGCCGCUUUGUGAUGGGGCCCUCCGAAGUGGAGCCCGCCGUGAAGGGCAGGCGCAUCGAGGGCUUUCCCUUUGCGGAGGAGACGGACAUGUACCCCGAGUUCCGCCAGUCUGACGAGGAGAAUGAGGACCCCCUGGUGCCCACCUCGGUGGCUGCCCUGAAGUCCCAGCUGACCCCUCUGUCAUCCAGCCAGGAGUCCUACCUGCCUCCACCAGCAUACAGCCCCCGGUUCCAGCCCCGCGGGCUCGAGGGCCCCGGCGGCCUGGAGGGGCGGCUCCAGGCCACAGGCCAGGCCCGGCCGCCCGCCCCCCGGUCCUUCCACCACGGCCAGUACUAUGGGUACCUGAGCAGCAGCAGCCCUGGGGAGGUGGAGCCGCCACCGUUCUACAUGCCGGAAGUGGGCAGCCCCCUGAGCUCAGUCAUGUCCUCCCCGCCCCUGCACUCAGAGGGGCCCUUCGGCCACCCCACCAUCCCCGAGGAGAACGGAGAGAACGCGUCCAACAGCACGCUGCCCUUGACUCAGACCCCCACGGGCGGGCGCUCCCCGGAGCCCUGGGGCCGGCCGGAGUUCCCCUUCGGGGGCCUGGAAACCCCGGCCAUGAUGUUCCCCCACCAGCUGCACCCCUGUGAUGUGGCCGAGAGUCUGCAGCCCAAGGCCUGCCUCCCCCGAGGACUGCCCCCCUCCUCCCUCCAGGUGCCCUCGGCCUACCCAGGCAUCCUGUCUCUGGAGGCACCGAAGGGUUGGGCAGGCAAGUCGCCGGGCAGAGUCCCCGCACCAGUGCCCCCCGCCGCCAAGUGGCAGGACAGACCCGUGCAGCCACUGGUGAGCCAAGGGCAGCUAAGACAUACCAGCCAAGGUAUGGGCAUCCCUGUGCUGCCUUACCCCGAGCCCACCGAGCCGGGGGGACAUGGUGGCCCCAGCACAUUCGGCCUGGACACCCGGUGGUACCAGCCGCAGCCCCGGCCCCGGCCCAGCCCCCGGCAGGCCAGGCGCGCCGAGCCCAGUUUACAUCAAGUGGUGCUACAGCCCUCUCGGCUCUCGCCUCUGACCCAAAGCCCCCUCAGCUCCCGCACCGGCUCCCCGGAGCUGGCCGCCCGGGCCCGGCCUCGCCCGGGCCUCCUGCAGCAGGCCGAGAUGUCCGAGAUCACCCUCCAGCCGCCGGCCGCCGUCAGCUUCUCCUGCAAGUCCACGCCGUCCACGGGCUCCCCGUCCCAGAGCAGCCGCAGCGGGAGCCCCAGCUACCGGCCCGCCGUGGGCUUCACCACUCUGGCCACGGGCUACCCCUCCCCUCCGAUGGGCCCCGCGGGGCCUGCGGACAAGUUGGAUGUGUUUGGACAGACGCCUUCCCCCCGAAGGAUGGGGGAGGAGCUGCUCAGACCAGAGCCCCCCCCACCACAGUUACCUACUUCAGGGACACAUCCGCCUGCACCCGGGAACGCCACCGCCGCACCUGAGAGGCUGGAGGCUCUGAAGUACCAACGGAUAAAGAAGCCCAAAAAGUCAUCCAAGGGCUCCUCGAAGUCAAAGAAACGAUCCGACGGUCCUGCCUCCCAGGCUCAGCAGCUUCCAAACUCUCAGGUCCUGUGGCCCGACGAAGCUGUCUGCCUCCGGAAGAAGAAGAGACACUCCCGGCCGGACCCCUUUGCCCGCCUCUCAGACUUGUGCCAUCGCCAGCUUCCGGAAGACCAGACGGCCAUCCUCAACAGCGUGGACCAUGACGACCCCGGCCAUGCCACCCUGCUGUGACGACACCACUCUGAAGUGCUCCCGGAGUGAGAGGGCGGGCCGAGGGCCAGGGCGGGGUGAGCCGUGCUGGGUGCCCGGGCCUCGGACCCCCACCACCCACCCCGCCCCCAGUGUCCUGGCCGGUACUCCCGAGGGCUGCUCACACCUCUGUUCUGCUUCUGCCCCUUUAUCUCCAGGCAGAGAGGUGUCUCCUCCGCACCCAGCCUGCUGGCCUCGUCUGUAGGACAUGGGGCCUAGCAGACCCUCCGGUGGUGAGUGGAGAUCAGCACGUGGACCAGGGACAGGGCGGGAUGCCUGAGUCCGCCCACCACCCCCCUCUUCACGCCGUGGGUUUUUCUCACCUCUUCAAAGAUCUUUGCGAGUGAGGAGGAAAGCGAUGGCUCGUACUGCUCUCGGCUUCUGCUUCGGUUUUUUAAGUCCUCCCAAGCGCUGCAUAUAUAUAUAGACAUAGGUGCAAAUCAUAGGUUUGUAGUGUGUGGGCUUCUCUCUGUGUAUAUAGAUGUACAUUGAAGCAAAGUGCUGUUCCUUUCCAUGGUCAGUGAUCAAGGAGGAAGCUCGGCGAGCGGGACUGCAGAGAGCUGGGUGGGCGUCCUGACCUCCGUCUCAGGGAUUUUCCUCCCUGAAACGGGGGUCACGCCUUCUCAGCCAAACCCACCAUUGGACUCUCCACCUUCUCCCGUCCAGAGCAGAAAUGGGGCUUGCCGUUGAUUUCCAGCUGCCUGCUCUGGGGGUGCAGCCACGAGUCGCCCCAGAACGGAACACAAGCCUCAAUCUCUUGGUUCCUGGGUGAAGAAAGGGUGGUAGGCAAAGGGCCGGGCUGGCAUCUUCCUUCCACUGUUGGGCUCAGGAGUGGAAGCUUCUUAGCAGCAGGGUCGAGGAGCCUGCCUGCUGCACCAGCUCACGUGCUCACCCAUCACCCUCUUCACGCCGCCCAGCCCCGGCCGGCGGGAGCCUGGGGUCCCAGGGGCCUCCGUUCCAGAGCCGUCUGCGCCGCACACCUCACCGCCGCUGCUCUAUUCAUAGCCCGCCUCCGGCUCGGCGCCCUCAGAGCGCUGAUCCAGAGCCGCUGACUGGGUUCUUCCUUUCCUUUUGUGGGAGCUAAUUUCCCAGAUUGAUUAAUUGCCACGUGCAGGGAGCCCGCCGGCGGCUCCUCUCCCUGCACUCCAUGUGCUGCCUGCAGACUCUUCUCUGCCGGGGGGGACCCCUCCACCCUGUGGGCCCCGCGUGGGCGGACCGGAUCAGACAAAGCUAGGAUGCCUGGGGGUUCUGGGAGUGCUCUGGACCCCUUCCCUCCCCCUGGUUCUGUUUAAGUGGAACUGGCUGAGGCAUGGAAUGAAAGUAGAAGGGGCGCUCUGCCCAAAUCUUGUCCUAGUUCAACUGUUAGCACCAGACGCUUCUGUGAGGUCAUCUUAAAACACCUAAAGAUGCAUCCAUCUCCCCCCGCCCCUCUCCUCCUCUCUCCAGUCAGAUGAUGGCACUGCCCAGGCACAGGGCAGAGUCUGAGGGGGACGGGGCGUAUCUGGUUUCUCUUCCCUCCUGUGCGGGAGCCGCCCUGCUGGCUGCCCGGAUCCAGGUGGCCUUCAGGUUCCUUGAAGUCUCUCCUUCUUGGUGCUGCUGUCCUGCUGAGUUUGGGGACAUCUACCUCUCCUCAGUCAGUUGCUCACACGUCGGCCAAGUCCAAGCACUGGAGGCGGCUGCCAGGGGCCCAGCCCCAUGCCUGAGGCCGGCGGGGUCUCCGAGAGCAGGAGGCCGCUCCUGCAGGGCGCUUCCCUGCCAGGGCUGGGCGCUCCGCCACCCAGACCCAGUGCUUCCUUUCUCUCGUGGGGACCGGUUCCACCGCGGGUCUGCCAUCCCAGGCGCAGCACAGUUGGUUUCUGAAUGCAACGCACCGUGCAAGAGGCAGAAAGGGGCAGUGUCUGGCCCUUGUCUGUCAAUAGCCUCAUCGCCGGGGCUGGGCCCACGCCCUGGGGUGGACCCUGGGCCUUCUGGCUAAUGUUACCCUUCUCUGGACAUCCAAUUCCACGUUCCCACCGGCCCUCGGCCCCAGCCAACGGGAGCCGGGGGUGGUGGCAGUCUUCCAUCCGGGGCAGUUCUGCCUCUGCCACGAGCCCAUCAGUGGUCACGGACACGUCUGCUGGGCACGGGGCCUCGCUCUGCAUCCAGCGCCUCCACCUGUGCUCACGACCUGUCUCGGCUUCCACAUCGAUGUGGGAUGUCAGGGAUGUGAGUCUUCAGGAUGAAUUAGAUCAGACUUUCUCAGCCUUGAGUUGGAAUUCUGGGCCCUUAUGGUUCCAAAAGGAGAUGAGGGGGAAGCUUUGCCUUUUUGGGGGUGUCAUAUAGGAUGGAGAGCCAAAGUAGGAGCUGAGGUGCAGCGGGCUAUGGGGCUAUGGCUGAGCUUUCCAGGGGGACCCCACCACCUUGAGUGUCACCAGCGCUGACCAAGGUGCUGAAUCCUUUUUCCCUUCCUCUGGCCACGCCCUCACCUCCAGCACAGCAUGCUCAAGAUGGGAGCAGUGUGUGUGGCUGACCACUGGGCGGCAGCUGUUGCCAAGGGCAAGGGAAGGACACAGGCCACCCUCUCUGAGUGGCCACGGGUUCAUUUCUCCUCCCAAGAGCGCUUCCUUCAGUGACAGUGUCUUUGAAGGCCAGGGGCCUUCCUAACCCCAGAAGCUGAUUCCAGUACCUCCUGCAAGGACUGUGAUGGGAAGUGCCGGCAUGCAGCACCUAUGUCCCCGGGAUGGCACACAUUCAGGUGCUGGGGUGGGGUGGGGGAGUGCCUGUGUGAGGUUGUGCACGAUGGGGUGCAGCCAUUUCUAAGGACCGCAUGUCCUCUGUCCUCUGUCCCUGAACCAUUGCAGUGAGCCCGGUUCAGCUUCCUAGGGCUUUCACGCUCCACCGUGUGGGAGAGCAAAUGUCUUCCAACCUUCCCCGUUCGCGGUCCGGCAGCCUUGCCGGAAGGAGCUCGGACAAAGACCGAUUCCCGGGUCUUGGCUUCGGCCCGCCCCUCCACUCUGCAUCCUGACUGGACGCCUUGGUUGUGCCAGGCUCAGGAGGUUUCGUGGGCCAGGAACAGGGUCAGGUGCUUUGAGAAGGAGCUUGUCAAGCACUUGGGGACCUGCCGUCGCCACCGUGGUUUGGGGAAAGAAAAUGGGCCAAAAGGAGAAGGGGAGUCCAGAAGAAGUGGGGUCCUGCCCAGCCUGCCCCCUGGAGCUCUCUGUGAGGGAGCCAGGGGGCAUGUGAGGGGCUUUUUGAGCUCUACUUUCUCAGCAGGAAAGCUGCUUCAUCCCCAGGGCUGGCAGGGUCCCUGUCCCCCUCCGAAGAGGCCUAUGUCCCCCUCAUCCUGUUCUUGGGCGGCGAUGGUGGAACAGGGUGAGAAACCAUGGACCUCCGUCAUGCUCUCCGGGCUUGUUUUGGGUUUGGGACCUGAACGUUUGCGGGUGGAACUGAUGUCAGCGGUCUUCCCGGGUCCUUUUCAUUCAGCGGAAACUGGGUGGGAUGAAGAGGUAGAAUUCCCCGGGCAGGUUUUUAUUUACUUAUUUUCCCCUAGGUUGACAAAACAGUAGCUUCAGGGGAGAAACAGACUUCCGGAGCAGGGACACUGCCAGCCCAGGAUUAGGAUCCUGGGCCAGCCGGGGGCGUGGGUGACUGGAGCUGCUGCUUCCGGUUUUGUUAGAAAAAGCUUUGGGAGGCUCGGAGUGGGUGGGGGAGAAUUGUACAUGACGUACUUUUAGGGUCACGCAGGGAAACAGAAGAGAAGACGCUCUCGGUUAACCUGGGGCUUGCUUGCUUGCAUGAGAGGAGCUUCGGCCUUCACAGGGGCUGCUGGGAGCAGAGGGAAGGAGCGGCUCCCUCUGGGAAGGGUGCAGGGUCUCCCCAACUUCUCGGUCUAGCCCUGCCGUCCUGUCUUCUCCAGAAUAAAGGAAGGAGGCACUGCAGGCUGGAGGCCUGGAGCCCCCAGAGCUGCACUUGCUGCUUUGGGAGGAGGGCCCAGGAGAGAUGCUAAUGUCCAGGUCGAGAAUGAAUGCAAUGACUGAUGGAGUGGCUCUGCAGGAAGUGGAGUUAGAAAGCUGGGGCAGCGGGAGGAGGUCAUGUUCUCGUGCCAGGUGUCUGUGAGGGUGGAAGGGGAGUGAAGAGGUGGGUCGGUCACGGAGUAGAAAGUGGGGAUCCUGGGAUAAGACAGUGGGACCAAAGCUGGGGGACAUCAAGGCUACCCCUGCUUUUUUCCAUGAUAACUUAGCUGCCUCUAAGGGUACUGCGUACCAGUUGGAGGUCAUCUCAGGAGAAGGAAGAGGAGUGAUGCCCUGGGGUGAGAGGGUGUGGCAGUGAAGCUCACUUGGCGAGGGGGGGGGGGGGGGGUGGCGCAGAUGUGGGAGAGUGAUCUUGUUAUUGCCCACAGACUGUGGGGCUGGGGUCUUGCCACCUAGGCCCAGAUCGGGUCUUGGAAGAGGUCUAGCUUCUGAGCUGGGCUUCCUUGCUUCUAGAAUUUGCCUCUAACACUAAGUGCUCAAAGCAAACAAGGCCACAGUGUUCUGAUGUCUUUCAACUUGAUCUAUUUGUUAUGUGGUGCUCAGGCCCCCGGAGAGGAGCUUUGUUUGAGACUCUCGGGGAGUCACAGCUCUGGCAGGUGGAAGCUUGUGAGCUCCGUGGGUUCCUUCUCAUCCGCCAAAGUGGCAGGGGGCCUCCCCUCCUCUCCCAGGGCCUCAAACUGUUCCCGAGGCACCGUCGGUGGUGAUGGAGAUGAGGGGUCAGGGCUUGGCCUUUGCAUGGACUGCCCUUCCUUUCUGAGGGGCGGAGACCACCUUCAGACCAGAGGCUUGCUACCUAGAGGUUGUUCCCCCCUUUCUCUUCCGUUGAUAGGUUAAACCUCCCCACCCCCACCCCCCUUUCUGGUUGAUGCAGGAGAGGAGAGAUUUAGGCUAAGACCAGAGCAGAUGCCUCUGUCCUCUUGGAUGUCUCCAGCUCUGCCUCCUUGCAGAUCAGGAGGCAGAUUGACACAUCUCUUCUUUAGAAGAAUUCGGAGUGCCAACACUCAGAGCCCGGAUUGGACUUCAACAUCCCUGCAGUUCUUUAUUGUCUGGUUAGGGGUGUCUGUCACGACCCCUCCCUCUGACUGGGAGCAAGUCCACACUGGUCCAGGAUUUUAUUCUGGGCCUCCCCGACUAUGCUUUCCAAAUAUGUCUUUCAGGAGCAAAUAACACAUCCCCGCCCGCUGUUUUGUGUGCUGGGCGGCUGAGAGGGCAGAAGUGUUUUCAUGACCUUAUUUGAAGUUGAUGGAAUAAUUCCUCACAGAUGAGUCUGAUCCAAAGGCCCCCAGAGAGGAGUCUUGUCUUGAGACUCCAAGGGUUUCUGGGUAGGAUAAGGGAACAGAAAGAAUGAGAGCAAUGACUCUUCAUAGCUGGCCAUGCCUUGAGGAGGAAGAGUCCUGAGUAUCUUGAUUGCUAAAUGCUUUGGUUAGAACCGCAACCAACAGUGGAAGUCACGUGGGUUUUCUCUCCCGUGUGGGUCUGUUGUAGUCGUUGGGGGUUUCUGAAGAGAACCGAUGACACAGUUGUCAGCUUUGGAGCCCUGGCCGGGAGAGCUAGGGAGGAGGAUUAGAGUAGAACAUGUUUUCAGUCCCUGCCCCUGGUCUCUGGUUCUGCCUUUCCCAUCCCAGGAGAUGGUAACAGGCAUGGCUGUCAGGGAAACACGCUCUCCCUGUCCCUGGUGCUGGGUUUCCUGGACUUAUUUUAGGAGCCGGGGCAGGGUCUGCCCCUCCACACCCCAUAAACACACCAAUUAGGUUCCCUUUUUUUCCUCCCCCACUUAUUUAUGGCUCCAGGGAUCUUGACCUUGUGCAUGGUUUAUGCUGGGGAGAUGGUGGGGUGGGGAAGGGAGUCUGGGAGGGGAGAGAGAUUGGGCUGGGGAGGGGGGAGUCACAUUUUCAGCCUUAGAAAUACCACAAGCAUGCUUUUGGGCCAUGUGUGGGGUGUUCACAUACGUAAAUGGAAGGGACAAAUGCCAACUCUCCUCAUAUUGGUCAUGAGGACGGAGGGCCUUUUUGCUUCCUCUAGGGGAGGGUAUCUGAAACCUUGUUUCAAGUGGAGGCGAAUGGACCUUCACGUGGUUACGUUGCAGUCCUUGGAAGGGAAAUUGCCCAUCAUUCUAUCAACGGCUCUUUAUAAAUUGCCUACGGCCAUCAAUCAAAGGUCAGUCAUGAGUAGACCGUGUCCUGGCUGGGCCAGAGAAGGGACUGUCUCACCUGUCCCUCCGGCGUUCCCAGAUUCUCAGUGUGAGCUUCAGCUCCCAGCCAGGUGUCUAGUCUGUGCUCCUUUCCUGGGCUCAGGAAGUAAGAGUAUGUGUGUGAGAAUGCGUGCACACGCAAGUGUGCAUGUGUGUGCAUGUAUGUGUGUGGUGGUGUGUUUGUGGUGAGUGUAUCUUGUGUGUGAUGUAUGUUUGUGUGUGGCGUGUGGGUAUUUGUGGUGUGUGUUUGUGGUGUGCUGUGUGUGUAUGUAUGUGUGUGAAGAGAUCUGUAGGGACACACUAGUUCACCUGAGGAGCCUUGGGCCUCUUUCUGGUUGACCUUUUCUCUAGUAGGCAACUUCUGUUCUGGUAGGAGGGUGCAGUUAGUACUAUACCACCUUCAGUGUAUUUUUUAUGGAGAUUGUAUAUAAAAUAUAUAAAUAUAUACAUAGAAUUUGUUCUAUUUUAAGGAGACGGGGGGAGGGGACUUAGGUAAGGGUGGGUGGGUGCAAUAGUCAUGAGUGGGAGGCUUCAGGCACGGGAGACAUCUGGGGCUGGGGAAUGGGAGGGCAGGAGAUGGAACUGGGCCAGAGGAGUGGGGCCUGGUGCCCUCAGCACACAUAUAUACAUAGAGAGGAAACCUAUAUACAGUCUAUCUAGCUAGCUUAUCUAUAUAUCUAUAUAUCUAUAUGAAGUCAUAGUUCGCUUUAUUUUUGUACCUGUGCUUAGAGAUGUUUGGAGCAGGAUACUAGCUCAUGCCUUGGUGCCCCCUCCCCUCUUCCCCAUCCUUCCCCAUCCUUCCCCUCUGCCUUUUCCUUUAAGACGCUCUGUUCAGAGUUGCUUGGGUAUUUCUGAUGGAAAUGUGUAUAUAUGACAAAUCUGAAAACAGCAACACAGUCCGCUUGCAGAAAGGACAAGUGAGCUGGAGGUUGUGGGAGUGACUGGAUCAGAUGGCCCCUUAACCCAGGACCCACAGGGUGCUUGUCACUGGGAUGGGGACACAGUGGCCGGAAACCGUUGGCACAGGGACUUACUAUGGUGAGCUUGGAGAGUCACCUUGGCCCCCAUGAUGCUGUGGGUUGGUACUCAGUUCCUCCGAAGGGAUCCAGCUUAGGGGCUCGCAGUACCUGUCCUGACUCAGGUGCUCCUGGAGGGUGUGGUGGCAGGUGGGAGGCGACUCAAGAUAGCUUUGCGAGGCUGACUGCAUGGACUGUCUCGGAGAAGAAUAUCCUGCUUGUUCUCGCUUCAGUUUCUUGGAACCAGUGUGAAUAUGAUAGCUAGUAUAAAUAUACUAUAUAUGCUUUCUCCCCCCCCCCCCCCCCCCCCCGCCCCGUUAGUACUUUAUUUGGAAAAUAAGAUGGCAUUGGAAAUGGGAUGAUGGGUCAGUCCUGGGACACUCAGGGGAGGAUGAGGAGUGAGAGAAGGAUGUGGGGCAUGACGGGGAGGAGGGAGCCAGGUGGAAGCUCCUUCUGGCACCUGGCCUGGGACUUAGGGAACUGAAAAGUGUACGGAAGAACUUGACUCAGAACUGGGGGUUCUGGGGAGCAGGAGCUCACUUGUAUUAGACCAGGAAACGUUGUGUCCCCUGAAGGAUGCCUCUCUGAGAAUUCAAGACCUCGCAUUUGCUGCGAGAGCCACAUGCCUUGCAGCCAUGGCAGUGGUCCCCUGGUGCUGGCUCUUUCUUCUGACUCGCCAGGACCUGAGGGCCAUGUGUUUGGAGCUGGUGCAGGGCCAGGUAGUGCAGGCAGCUAAGAGAAACUUCUAGAUUAGUCUCUCUACUCUCAUUAGCUUAUCAGCUAAAAGGCAAUAGAACCCCUCUUCCCCAACCGACAUGGCAGCUGCCCAAGAGCUCUUGUCUCGUGGAGUUUGGUCAUUAGAAGACCCAGAUGCCACAGCCACGGGACUCUUUUAACAUUUUGGGGAAUUAUGGGAAGAGUAGGGUAGAUAGGGUGGAACUUGAGUCUGACUCCUGACCCUUCUGCCUCCAUAAUAUAGACCUUAAGGGUCACUGCCCUUCCCUCAGGCCCUGUCCUUGGGUCCCUGAAUUACCUGCUCAGAACAUCCCCAGUUCCCAAGGACACUGAAGGAGAAGUGAGCUUUGUUGGUGAGUACUGGAAGGGCUCCAGUUCUGGGCCCACUUGGCUGUGUGUCCUCAGAAGUGGUUGUUUCCCGCAGUCUUCUCUGGAGGCCAGAGGGACAGACAGCCACAUGUUUGUUGUAAGAAUUUGUAGGGAGAUUGAGCAAGAGAAUAAGUGACACAUUCUGUGCCCCUUCCUGGCUUGCAGCCCCUCCCCCCACACAAAGGAGUCUUCCAGUUCCUGUUCUCAAGCCAUCCUCCCGUGUUGCUCUACACACCCUGUCCCACAUCUGGUGCACAUGCAACUAGUAGAAUAAAUUACUUCAGCACGACAGGCCCCUCCGAGGGUUAGUCCCUCCACUAGGUCUGUUGUUCUAAACUCAACUCCUGUCCACAUUAAGUCCAAGGCUCAAUCCGUAGACACUUCAGUGGCCACCAGGUGUAUGAGAUCAGGAGUCAUUGACCUGCACACAUCCCAUCCCAUACAACAGCCUCCAGUUGGCUUCUUCAGUUAUGCAAGCAAAAGUGAAGACAAGAGACAUAGCCCCUACCUUGAUAUUCUGGAGCUCGGAGGGGAUGUAAUUCUUAACCUCUGCCUUUUCCAUACUCCUGGCCACACCCAGUCAGGAUGAUGGAAAGGUAGACUUCGGAGAGGAAAGAUAUAUUGCCCAGCAAAGAUAUAUAGUUUCUCUGAAGAGCCAGUCUUUCCUAAAGGCAUAAAUGGAUUGAGAUCUGAUAGGAUCUGGAGUCAACAAAACUUCCUGUCUUUGAACCUCCAAGUUAAUAGGUUGGUGGAACGGGUGCUCUGAUUACACCUUUGAGCCCCACAGCCUCUUCCAGGAACAUGAGCUGAUCCAUGUGCCCGCGCUGUAUUCCCUGGCUCCCAUGUAGUGGCAUUGUUUCAAUUUGGCAACCUCUGUCUGCUGUAUGGGACAGAGGUUGCAAGCUCCACCCUACCUACCCUUCUCUUUCCACUGGGAAUUGCUCACCCAAGGAUCAGGGUGGGCCCCAUCCUUCUCUCCUUUACAUCUACCAGUAGCUUGGGGAAAAGGGGUGUGUUCAUUGCUCUUUGGCUUUUUGCUGGGUCGCUCCACUUCUGUUUGCUGGCGUUAUUAGGUUGAGCCACCGUGGACAAGAUAAUAGGACAAAGGGGAAGAGGAGGUCUACACAGCACACUUGGCCAUGAGACUUGGCCAUGACAUUUGGGUGUGGGGUGUCUCCUGUGUACAGUGCCCAGGGCCCGGGAGAGGGGGUCUCUUCUGUAAUGAUCUCCAUUGCUGGAACAUUAGGCUGAAGUGUUACCUUAGUAGAGAAUAGCAGUUUAAAGCUCCAUUUACCAAGUCGUAGACAUCAAUCUCAAAAAAAUCUUAACGUCUCAUGGGAUUUCAUUUCCGAACUACCAUCUGUGGUGGGGCCGGGGAUGGAGGGCACAGACGGGCUGUGCUUCCUCCAGGUGCUCCUUCUCCAUAGCCACCGACUGGAAGGGACCACAUCCUGUUUCCUGCCAGUGACGUCCGGUUCCUUUUAUCUUCAACUUUUCCUCUUGUCCCAGGAGAAAUGUAUCAUCCUGGACGGAAUUCUUCCAUUGCACAGCUGGAGGCAAUUUUGUCGGCAUUGCACUCGCCCGUUUCACCCUGUGCUCUGUGGACACGCCGAGGGGGGUGACCAGGCAGUGUGGGUGGUGGGGAGGGGCUUCUGAGGCUGCCUCCUCGAGACCUCUUAAAGAGUCCAUACCUCUAGAUGCCUCUUGCAUUCCUUCUUCUUUUCUAAUGAGUCUGGAUACGACUUAAUCAGUUUCGUCUCGGGAGUUCUUGCUCUCAUUUCGGACUCUCUUAUUUCCUCCUUCAACUUCCUUUGGGGGUCAGCCCCCAUCCAUGCCAGGUCUCCGGAAGACCCCUCAGACUCGUUUCCAUUCCUUGAAUGUCGAGUAUUACAACAUCACCGCGCUAGGGUGCUUUAUGGUGCUGUUCCUGAAGAGGCCAGCUGGACUGAACCUCCUCUGCUCCACUGGUUCCUUAAACUUCGCUGUGUUUUUUUUAUUUUUUAUUUGAUCCCCUCCCCCCAUUUCCCCCGGGGUUUGGGGAGGGAGGUGGGGUGGGGCUGCUUUUGUGUUUUCUCUUUUCUGUAUGUAUGGACCGGUUAAAGUCGGUGAUCAUGGGCAGCUGACUUCAUGGUAUCGGUUGGCUGACUUUGGUUAACGAUGAAAGACAAACCAACAGAUUGUACAGCUGCACACGGAAACACCUUUCAGUGUGAACUUGAAUGGCAACUCGAGGCUUACUAUUUGAACUUCAGGUAUGUAACUGAAAAGUAAAUAAAAGACACUAUUUUUUCAGUAAGCUUUUUUUUCUUCUACGAGACAACUUAGAAAUCAAACUCUUAAGAACAUUCAAUCGGUGCUGUACCAAAGCCUUAUGUGAACAUGUUCUACACUCUGUAUAACCUGUCUCUGGUGAGCUCCCUGCUCUGUCACCACCUUCUCCAAAGCCUGGGAAUGCCAGCGAGUGCCAAGCCUGGGGCUGGGUCUUGGGGACCUGUGGCCAAGGGGACCCUUUGGAGCAGAGGAUGAUGGUGAAGGUGGGACCAUUCUGCUUCCCGAGUAGACUCUGAAAGGAAACCAGGCAUUUGUGUUUGUGUGUGUGCAUGUGCGAAGGCUGGCAUGUGUGUGAGUGUGUGUGUGUGUGUGUGUGUGUGUGUACACACGUGUGUGCGGUGCAUACAGGUGCGCAUGCCAAAGUGAAUGCUCUCCCCAGGGGCCUGAGAGGGAGGCCCAGGUUCACUCUGGGAGUGGGGUGGUCAUGGCAAUGGCCUGUGUCUUAUCUACACCCCUCUCCUUGCUGUCAGGAAAUGGAGGUGUGUAUACGGAAAAGCUACACUCUCCACUAGGUGCUUUUUCCUCAAAGUCUAUAAACCCUAAGCAUUUACAAAGGGCCUGUCCAGGAGGCAGGCUCCUCCAGCCACCAAGUCACAGACUGUCAGGACAGGCGGAACCCUCUCCUCCGCUCUUGCUGGCUUUCUUGGGACAGGGGGUACCUCCUUCCGUAGCCCCUGACCUCUCAACCUGGGUCUGGGCCCCCGCCCCUCUAGGUGGGCUCUGAUGGGUGGUCCUCCCCCUCUUCCUGAUCAACAAAGAAGACCCGACUGCAGAGGACCCCUGAGCUACGCCUGCUCUGAGGCCCUAAACAAUAUUGCCUUCCCUGGCUAUGAAGGACAGUGAGUCCUUUGACCUUAGACUCUCGCCAGUUAAAAGCUGAGCGACGCCUCUAACUCACUUAGGGAGAGGGUGAGUCUUCGGCUGCUUGGCUCAGGCUGUUGUGGCUCCAAUUGCCGUGACUCGGGUCGCCUGGCUCGGGCAGCCAUGCCAGGCUCCACUCGCUGGUAUUUUCAGGCUUGCCGGCUACUAACCAACUCAUUGCCAGUAACACUGCAUGUUCAUAUAGCAAGUUAAA
Molecule: messenger RNA, 16260 nt
Organism: Pipistrellus kuhlii (Kuhl's pipistrelle)
Lineage: Eukaryota; Metazoa; Chordata; Mammalia; Chiroptera; Vespertilionidae
Gene: IGSF9B
Product: immunoglobulin superfamily member 9B
Exons: 20
Coding region: 193-4515 (1440 amino acids)
Biological process (GO): cell-cell adhesion
Molecular function (GO): protein binding
Source: RefSeq, a predicted model, not a curated record